AGUUGGGUGUGAUGGCUCCGAUUCUUAGUGUUGAGAAAAUCCCUGCCACGUAUGACCAGUACCAAACCACGCUGGAACCGAGGUAUCUGGAACGGGCUCGUAUAGAAAUCAAUGAGGAGAGUUUCCGAAGAGAACCCGCGAUAGCCCGGAUGCGUGAGUUCAUCGCAAAACACCCGCAAAUCCAGCGAUGUCGUACGGAUACCAUCUUCCUGCUGAGGUUCCUCCGUUACCGGAAGUUCAACGUGGAGGCCGCUUGUGAAGCGCUCGAAAAGUACCUUACGGCGUUGCAAGUGUCACGGGAGUUUUUUAACGUAGAUCUCGACAAUCCAAUUAUCAAGGAGUGCCUGUGUGUUCCACUCGGACCAAAGCGCGAUGGCAGUUUGGUCUUUCUGAUGCGACUAGGAUCCGUCGAUCCGGCAACAUUCCUGCCGGAGGAGGUAGUGAGUUUAAAUAUGAUUGCGCUGGAAACGUACGGGAAUCUAGAAGUUUACCAAGUGACUGGAGUUACGCCCGUGAUCGAUCUCCUCGGCACGACUUUGGGUCACGUUGGGGCGGUUACGUUGCCAAAACUGAAAAUUAUGAUGGAUGCAGUAAACCAAUUUAUGGGAGCGCGAAUCAAAAAGAUUCACAUUGUUCAUCUGCCCAAAUUGGCCACUCCCGUGGUGGAGUUGUGUCUCAAGGCACUGCCGAUCAAGCUGCAGCAAAGAGUGAAGCUCAAGAACUUGCAGUACGGCUAG
This is a messenger RNA of Culex pipiens pallens (northern house mosquito), 737 nucleotides long. RefSeq names its product clavesin-2-like. The transcript has 2 exons. The record is from RefSeq and is a predicted model, not a curated record. Bases 12 to 737 code for a protein of 241 amino acids. Gene Ontology annotation, cellular component: membrane. Gene Ontology annotation, molecular function: phosphatidylinositol bisphosphate binding. Lineage: Eukaryota; Metazoa; Arthropoda; Insecta; Diptera; Culicidae.